Messenger RNA from Medicago truncatula (barrel medic), 798 nucleotides. Its product is annotated as non-specific lipid-transfer protein 2. Gene Ontology annotation, biological process: lipid transport. The record is from RefSeq and is a predicted model, not a curated record. The transcript has a single exon. Bases 108 to 386 code for a protein of 92 amino acids. NCBI's taxonomy places the organism in Eukaryota, Viridiplantae, Streptophyta, Magnoliopsida, Fabales, Fabaceae.
ACUAACUCCAAAAUGCAACAAUCCAGAAACAUUUCAUCACCCUCUCAUUCCUACUCUCAUCCUCUACACUCAAAGUUCAAAAUCAUAUCCUUCCUAAGUUGAAAAAAAUGAAAGCAUCACAAAUUGCUAUUUGCACUUUCUUAGUGCUGCUUUUGAUCAAUGUUCAAGUGUCAAUGGCAGUAACAUGCAGUCCAGUGCAGCUCAGCUCAUGUGUGAGUGCAAUCACAUCUUCAACUCCUCCAUCUAACCUAUGCUGCUCCAAAAUCAAAGAACAAAGACCUUGCCUUUGCCAAUACAUGAAGAAUCCCAAUCUUAGGAAGUUUGUUAACACUCCUAAUGCCAGGAAAGUUGCUAACACUUGUGGAACUCCUUUUCCUAGGUGUUGAGUGUUAAGUUAAACCUAGAAGGGCUUUCAAUAUGCAUAUGUGUCCAUCGAGACUAUAAAAAUAAUAUCAUAUUAUGUGUGGUUUGGUAAUGUCUAUCUGUUUUAAAUAGUGACAAAAGCUAUCUAGCAAAGACACUUUAGAUUGAAGGUGUGUCUCGUGUCUGACACGUUAUGGGGUCUAAUAUCGACACACACUGACAAAUGUAGUUACCAUUGGUGUCUACAUACAUGUCAGUCCUGUGUCAAUGUUUGAGUAUAUUUUAGUGCAUCAGCAUACACUGACAAAUAUAGUUACCAUUGGUGUCUACGUGUUAGUGUUGUGUCAAUGUUUGAGUAUGUAUUAGUACUUUCUAAAGUCAAAGUAUAAGUCUUAUUGAAUGUGAUGCUUUGGUUUCAUGUCAUUCCUUUCGGUU